Molecule: messenger RNA, 2178 nt
Organism: Punica granatum (pomegranate)
Lineage: Eukaryota; Viridiplantae; Streptophyta; Magnoliopsida; Myrtales; Lythraceae
Source: RefSeq, a predicted model, not a curated record
UGAUGCGCGUAACGAACUCGGACACUUGGCAGUUAUGCUAACGUGUCCAUCUUCUUCCACUCCAUCGCUAUGCGCCCUGCCCUUCUUCUUCUUCUUCUUCUUCAUCAAGUUCUGAUUCCUCUUCUUCCCUUCCUACACUUCCCAAACAGUGGCAGACUGAACCCCAUAACCGUCGACUCACUCUUUCUCCUCCUCCUUCUCCGAUGCCCAGGUGGACCCUACUCGUCGCCAUUGUCUAAAUGAUCACCCUGCUCGGAUCAAAUGAUGCAGAGACGACACUCUUCCCAUCAGGAGCGUGAGAGGAUUUGAAUUGCUAUGGGGCUCUUGGAUAUCUUUGUCGCGGCGCUCAUGCCUGUCUUGAAAGUCCUCUUGCUUACUGCUCUGGGCUGCGGGCUUGCGAUCGAUCGGGUGGACAUAUUGGGAGAAGACGCUAGAAAACAUCUGAACAAUGUUGUGUUUUUCGUGUUCAAUCCGGCGCUAGUGGUGAGCAACCUUGGAGGAUUUAUUACAUACAAAAGUGUGGCCAUUUUGUGGUUUAUGCCGCUCAAUAUUCUCUUGACAUUCAUCAUCGGCUCCGUGCUCGGGUGGAUGCUUAUAAAAUACACGAGAACCCCUCACAGCCUCAGAGGCCUCGUCUUGGGAUGCUGUGCUGCAGGGAAUCUCGGGAACAUGCCUCUCAUUAUAAUUCCUGCGAUUUGCAAAGAAAGAGGCAGUCCAUUUGGUGCUGCCGAUACAUGUUAUUUGCACGGAAUGGCUUAUGCAUCUCUGUCGCUGGCGAUUGGAGCCAUCUACAAUUGGUCGUAUGUGUAUAACUUGGUUCGUCUUUACUCGAGGAGCAGCUCUACCGGAGCUGAAGAAAAUGACUCCAGAAGUAUUUUGCUUUCUAUCGAUGAGGAUGACAAUCAAUUCGCAGGUGAGAAGACCGAACUCCUUCCUCUGCAGGAAAGCUCUCCCAAGGAAGACCAUGUCGAUCAACUCAAAGAACGUGUAUCAUUUGUGGAAAAGCCUAAGGUGAGUAUAUUGGACAGGGUAAACCGAUGCUUGCGAGUUACUUUGCGGAAAAUAAACCCAAGGAAACUAUUUGCUCCUUCAACCAUUGGGGCGAUAGCAGGUUUUGCAAUUGCUAUCAUACCUCAGCUUCGAAAGGCCCUCAUCGGAGACAGUGCUCCUCUCCGAGUCCUUCAAAACUCAGCGUCUAUGCUGGGGGAUGCAGCCAUUCCGACAGUGACAAUAGUCAUGGGAGCAAACCUUCUGAAAGGUUUAAAAGGCUCAGUCAUACAACUUCCCGUGGUCAUGGGAAUUGUUGCAGUUCGAUAUGUUGCCUUGCCCAUGUUCGGUAUACUGAUUGUUCGAGGUGGAGUCUUUCUCGGGCUCGUGAAGUUGGAUCCUCUAUAUCAAUUUGUACUUCUACUUCAGUUUGCGCUCCCUCCCGCAAUGAACAUAGCUACAAUGACCCAGAUGUUCGAAGUAGGGGAGAGGGAGUGCUCCGUGAUAAUGCUAUGGACAUACGCAUUGGCAUCGGUUGCGCUGACCUUUUGGUCUGCAUUCUUUAUGUGGCUUGUGGCGUAACAUCCUAAUAUCUUUUGCAUAUCUAAUCAGGAAGGGACGUAUGAGGCCGGGUAACCAGGAUGGAUUCGCACCCACAUGAUAGACCAGGUGCUCAUCCUGGUCCUGCCCGGGUUCAGGCUUCAGUUCUCUCUAUGAUUUAGGAUGUGUGCAAGCUCUGGUUUUGCCCCUCUUAGCUAAUGCGACUUUUCCGCAUUUUUCGGGGUUGACAACACAUUUACGGGUCACGAGCUGCCCCGUCACAUGUUCCAAAAAUCACAGCUACUACUGCGCCCCAUAUCUUGGUAUCAUAGGAUCAUCCUUCGAUUUGCCGCGAUGGAUGGGAAGUGAUAGUUUUACCACGAUCGGUGUAACUUUCUUCUCUUGAAGUGCUUAUCGUACUUAAACAGAGAAUUUUGGUACAUGUGAAAUGCAAUUAAUCAUCAUACUGAAAAUUUGAUCUAUGACCUUUUGCAGAUUUACAAAUUUGUUCUUAAAUUAUGGCAUAUUGCUACAUGGUGCAUGCAUCCUAGGUUGCCCAGGUCACGCGGCCAAUUCAUACGUACAAGCAAUUUGGUCCGGUAUUGAGACUUACUGCUACUUGGUCCUGUAUUGAGAAUAACUUGAUCAUGU